AUGGGGUUGAUCUUCCUUGCCAGUACUUUGUUCCUCUGCUUAUGCGCGGCUGGAUUGCCGUUGCCACAGGGCGGUGGUGGGGCGGGGGGCCAUGGACAGCCGCAGGCUGGCUCGCCGAGCACCCCGGGCCCCGGCGGUGGCAUAGCUGGCAGUGGCACCCUAGGCGCUGCUGGCGGUGGUGCCUCUGGCUCUGGCACCGGCGCCGCCGGUGGAGUUGGGGGUGGUUUUGGGAUAUCAGGGGGAAGUACCGGCCGUGGAGCCGGUGGCGGUGCUGCCGGUGGCGGUGGGGCAGAUUCCUUAGGGAACGCAGAGGCGUACAUCUUCUUAGCGCUGCUGAUCGGAUUCGUGACCGUGGUGGUGGGCUGCUGGCUGUCGGACAACUGUUGGUCCCCGGAACCGGAAGGGGUGAUCACAGUGGCAUAG
Messenger RNA from Osmia lignaria (orchard mason bee), 423 nucleotides. NCBI's taxonomy places the organism in Eukaryota, Metazoa, Arthropoda, Insecta, Hymenoptera, Megachilidae. The record is from RefSeq and is a predicted model, not a curated record.